Messenger RNA from Emiliania huxleyi CCMP1516, 732 nucleotides. RefSeq lists its product as hypothetical. The record is from RefSeq and is a predicted model, not a curated record. The transcript has 4 exons. Gene Ontology annotation, biological process: cilium movement involved in cell motility; axoneme assembly; motile cilium assembly. The coding region runs from base 1 to 732 and encodes 243 amino acids. NCBI's taxonomy places the organism in Eukaryota, Haptophyta, Isochrysidales, Noelaerhabdaceae. Gene Ontology annotation, cellular component: axoneme.
AUGGACGUGGAUGACCUAGAGUUGCUUGCCACGGUCGGCGCCGGCGUCUCGCUGGCCCACCGCUCUGCGAUGCAGUCGUCGCUGCCGCUGCUCCGACGCAACUACAAGCUCUCCGCCGUCCGCGCGUGGGGGAAGCUGAGCGGGCGAACGGGCGACUACCUCAUCGCCUCUGGCAUCCGCAGCUCGUGGUCGGAGGACAAGAUCUUCUUCUUCUGCGCUGACGGCGUCUCGUGGGCGCAGCUGCCGGUGCUGAGCGAUGAUGAGUCGGCCGCGUGUGCCGCCAUCACCGGCGGGCUCGAAGGCGACAUCGCGCACGUGUUACAGGGCGAGCUGCGGGAGGAGCACCUGCUCGUGUACAUGGUGCAGCAAAUCGAGUCCGACGCAGCGGUCGCCCCCACCGGCGCCCUCGUCCUCCACCCUUCGGGCGGCGCGGUGCCCAACCCGGCUUUCGCCGGCACGCCCGAGGCGGGCGGCUGGGUGGCGCUGGGCAGGCGAAAGCCGCUCGACCCGCUCCGUUCGGCGAGCGAGAACCGGGCCGACUUCCUGAUGCCCGCCGAGGACACCCUGCCCAAGGGUGGACUCGUCUCGCGAGUCGACCCGGCCACGGGCGCCACCAUCCUGCGCUCGCUCGUCUGGCCAGGGUUCUUCGCCUUUAGCAAGGGCGCGCGAUACGGCUACUUUUACUGCGGCGACGGGGCGAAGAAUGCGGACGUCGCUCUGAUGCUGAGCUGA